Rodentolepis nana is the source of this 273-nucleotide messenger RNA. NCBI's taxonomy places the organism in Eukaryota, Metazoa, Platyhelminthes, Cestoda, Cyclophyllidea, Hymenolepididae. The record is from the annotation of a GenBank genome assembly.
AUGGGGCUGUGCACGCUCAACUCGAAAUACCAAUUGCAGAUAAUUGCAGAAAUCGAAGAUAUGCUAAGCAUCAACCCUCUGGAACUUAUUUACAGCAAUGAGGAUCCGGCUACAUAUUUGCACUACAGUGGAACCAGAAUAACUCCUGACUUACUCCUGGCUUCAAGCGAUAUCAGCGAGCAUGAACUUCACACAAGUACCCUCAACUUCAACCAACAUCCUCACAAACUUUGCAAUGAUAUCACGAAUAUUAUGAUCCGAUGUGCAAAGUAA